Molecule: messenger RNA, 1311 nt
Organism: Thelazia callipaeda (thelaziosis nematode)
Lineage: Eukaryota; Metazoa; Nematoda; Chromadorea; Rhabditida; Thelaziidae
Source: the annotation of a GenBank genome assembly
AUGAAUUUACCAUUUUUGUUCAACAAGUAUGUUAUGUCAAUAUUAGGAAAUGAAGAAAAAUCCGAUGAUCAAUGGAGGUGUCGUCAAAAAGGUAGUAGCAAAAAAAAAAGAUUAAAUUCAAAGAGCAAAAAAUCGUUAGAUGUUUCUUCAAAAAAUGCAAAGUUUUUUGGUCCAGCCAUUCCAGACGAUGUUUUGGACGAUCUAUGUUUUCGAUUUCUCAUCAAUAUCCCUGAUGACCAGAAAAAUAUUCCUGUUCGACUGUGUUUUCAAAUUGAAUUGGCACAUUGGUUUUAUAUUGAUUUCUACAGUAGCAGAAGCAGUUCAACUCUAAAGUGCCCUCAAGUGAGCCUGAGAGAUUUGAUAGGGCAGAUAUUCAAUCACUGCGACUUUCUUAUCCAGUACGCCGACAAGGUUGAUAAGGUGUUAGAUGAAUGGCGUGUUUAUAAAUCUGGCGUUCCGACUUAUGGUGCAGCACUUUUGGAUAGUUCCUUAAAUUAUGUAUUGCUCGUGCAGGGAUAUUUUGCUAAGAACAGUUGGGGGUUUCCCAAAGGAAAGAUAAAUGAAGAAGAAGAAGCUACAGCGUGCGCAAGUCGAGAAGUAAUGGAGGAAGUGGGUUAUGACAUUUCUGAUAAAAUUUCUAAUUCCCGUCUUAUUCAAAAUUUAGUAAAUGACACUUUAAUACGACUAUAUAUAAUAUGCGAUGUUCCUACUGAUUUUCCUUUUGCUCCCAAAACUCGGAAUGAAAUAGGAAAAAUUCAGUGGUUUUCUUUGUGGAAUUUGCCGAAGGAUCGAAAUGACUUUGCUGCUUGUGAACAAAUCGGUAUGACUCCUAGUAAUUUCUAUACAGUUAUCCCAUUUGUGAAAGAGCUGCAAGCAUAUGUUACUCAGCUUCAUAAUGGAUGCAGUAAACUAGAACAUGAGGCAGCAGACAUGAUAAGUUUUGGUGAACAUUCAAGUGCCUUUAGUCCGGUGCAUCCGCAACGUAUAAAGAAAAAUAUGAUGGUAUCAGUUUCAAAUCCACAGUUUUCCAUUACGAAAACUACAGUGGACGUAAGUCAUGGAUUGACGCCACAACUUUCUUUUCAUAAUUCUUUUUUAAAUUCAGUAUUUUGCAAACCGUUAUCAACUUCUACUUUACCGGUAUCUUAUACGGGAGCUGCUUUUGUUCAGAUGUUGUCUUCGGGAAAUCUCUCUGCAACUUUCUCAGUUAGCCAGGUGGUUUUCAUUAAGCUGCUGUUCGAAACAAGUUCGCAUUGGCAGAAGAAAGAGUCGACAUUUCUUGUAGCAAUUUCUGGAAUCAAAUAUUUAUGA